This is a messenger RNA of Bursaphelenchus xylophilus (pine wood nematode), 4305 nucleotides long. Lineage: Eukaryota; Metazoa; Nematoda; Chromadorea; Rhabditida; Aphelenchoididae. The record is from the annotation of a GenBank genome assembly.
AUGAAUUAUAAACAGGUAAGGAAAACUUUGUGGUAAAUAAUGAAUUUUAAAGCUGUUUUUGUGGUAGUAUUAUAGCUAUAGAAUCAAAAGGAAAAAAAUUGUAGGGGAAAAAAUUGUCGACCAGUCGAAAAAUUUUUUUUGACCGUCUAAAGUAAUGUCAAAAAUUUUCAGAUAAUCUCAAUUCAACGCCAACACGUCCUCACCGGCAUUCCAGCCCAACUGUCGACUCGCCGCGACCAGCUUCAUCGGCUUGCGAAGCUCCUCAAAGAAGAGGAGGCCGCACUGUGCGAGGCCGUCUACAAAGACCUCCGCCGAACCCCGACGCACACAAAAUUCAUGGAAUUUGGCAUGGCCAUAAACGAAGUUCAAGUGUGUUUGCGACAUCUGAACGAAUGGGCGCAGCCCGAGCAUGUGGAAAAAGGGCCGGCGCAGAUUCUGGACACCGCCAUGAUCGUCAAAGAGCCGUUCGGAACUUGUCUGCUGAUCGCACCUUGGAAUUACCCAUUGUUGAUGGUAUUCUUGCCUCUGGCGACUAUGCUGGCUGCUGGUAAGAGCUGUCUUGGAGUUUAUUCUGAAAGAAAAUUGAGAUUUUUUGAAGGGGUUUGAGGGUUUAUGGAGAGAAAACGUAAAAAUUAGGGAGGAAAAACGUAAAAUUUCUUAAAGGAUUUUUUCAACCGACAAUUUGCAGGAUUUCUUCAAAUUUUGUGGAAAUAGUCUGUAAGACCUACUAAUGAAUUGCUGAAAAUAUCAGCUCUGAUUUUGCGGGCAGAGUUAAGAUACGUAAAAAUUCUAAAAAUUGAAUUUUUAGGAUUUUUUAUCGGAAAAUCUCGGUUAUUUUUGCAAAAAGCAAGCUAAUAAUCCCCAGUAUGUCAUAGGAAAUUGUGAUCUUAACUUACUAGGGAAGUGUACAAACGAACCCUCACCAAAUCGCAAGUGGUAUACACCAUUGGAAAGCCCUUGAAAAAUGGUGCAAGGUACCAUUUUCAUUUUUUGCAGAAUGCCUUUCCGCGACGACAUACUGUAAAUUGUACUAUUUUUAGGUCAUUUCGCAACAAAAAUCUUUCUUUCUCUUGAGCGGAUAAAAAUCCUCGAAGAGGGUUGCUUCAAUAGUGCAGUGGUUGCGGAGCAGGCUGAUAAGCCAAACCAAGCUAGGUUCGAUUCCCAGCUUGGGGAAAAACGUUUUGCGUUCUUACAGUUAGGAUAAUAUUUGAGUUAAAUUUUUACAAACGCUUUAAUUUUUCUUGAAAACGGUAGAUUACGGUUAUAAUCAUCAAACUUACAUGUUUUUCAAGAUUAAACAAAGUGAAAAGUGUUUUUUCACGUUAUGGGUAUCUAAAACCAGUAAAUAUCAUAUGUAAAAUGGUUUUACUGGCAAGCGCCAAACUUCAUAAUAAUUCUUAGGCCAACCUAGUAGCAAUACGUAUCAUUUAACGUUUUGAAAUAAGAUUUAUUUUGCCCUACAGCAGAUAUUGUAACUACUUAAGGGACAAAUCAGCCGUUUAUAAUUUUUUGCCCUAAGGCAUUCUGCAAAAAAUGAAAAUGGUACCCUUCACCAUUUUUCAAGGGCUUUCCAAUGGUGUAUAACACUUGCCAUUUGGUGAGGGUUCGUUUGUACACUUCCCUAGUUAGGUCAAGUUUCAUCCAAAUUUUCCGACAUUUAUUUUCAUAUUUUUCAUUAUUUUAGGCAACACUGUCAUAAUCAAGCCUUCGGAAGUGUCGCCAAAUGUCGCCGAAGCCCUCAAAGACGCGUUCGCCAAGCACUUCGACCCACGUCAGAUCUCCGUCGUCCUUGCUGAUGCCGAAGGUACCGGAGAACUGCUGAAGGAACGCUUCGAUCUUAUCCUUUACACUGGAAGCACCGCAGUUGGCCGUGUAAUCAUGAGAGCUGCUGCGGAACAUUUAACUCCUGUGGUUUUGGAGUUGGGAGGGAAAUGGUAAGAACUUUUUGAAUGUUUUUUUUUGAGUUUUAGGCAGAGAAUAUCAGAUAUUACAAAAAAAAAUUUGAAAUUUUUGAUAGGUAAGGGGGGACCAAGGGGAUUUUUGAGGAAAAAAACAUUUUUAUGAACUUGAACAUUUAGUUAAAAAACUGUUUUUAAUGGACGGCUUCCAUAGCGUAGACGGUAAUUUUUGAAACGAAAUUUAUGUUGGCCAUCAAAAAUCACUUUUUCAAAACUAUUCAGAUCCUCAUGAAUAAUAUAAAUUUCAGCCCGGUAAUCGUCGACUCCACCGCUGAUAUUGCCUGCACAGCUCGAAGAUUGGCCUGGGGAAAGUUCAUGAACAACGGUCAGACCUGUGUUGCCCCUGAUUACGUCUUGGUGAAUAAAAAUGUAAAAGACAAACUGCUCAUCGAAUUGAAGAAAACUCUUGAAGAAUUCUACCCAGAAGUCGAGUCAUCCAAAGAUUAUUGUCGAAUCAUCAAUCAACGGCAUUUUGAGUAAGUUUGAGGGAUCUUGGAAUGAUUUUUUUUGGGUUGAGAUGUCUAGUGUAAUAUAAUUUUUGACAAAAAAUACAGGAUUGGGCGUUGCGAAACUUUGUGGAUAGUCAAAGGAGUGCAUAGCCAAUAGCUGUGCCAAUUUUCGCCAAAAUCGGGUGAUGAUUUUUUGAGAAUUUACUAUUUUUGGUCAGCUGAACCUACUAAAAUAUAAUUUUUUUAAUUUAUAGCCGUCUAAACUCUCUCCUUGACCGAUCCCGUGGAAAUGUGGCCAUCCAACCGGCCAAACCCAACCGAGACGACCUAUUCAUCCCACCAACGGUCGUUGAAGUGGACCCCGACGACGCCUUGAUGGAAAGCGAAAUUUUCGGCCCAAUUUUGCCGGUCGUAACGGUUAAUUCGGUGGAUGAAGCGGUCGAAUUUGUCCUAGACAGAGAGAAACCACUCGCUCUGUACCUAUUUUCGACCGACGAAAAGGCCGUGGACAAGGUGGUGAAGGAGAGUCGGAGCGGCGCGGUUACUGUAAAUGACGUUGUACUUCAUAUGACCUGUAAGUGAUGAAUUUGAAAUUUAUUUGUGUUGGUUUUUAGUGGACACCCUACCAUUCGGAGGCGUCGGCCAAAGCGGAUUCGGCCGCUAUCGAAGCCGACAUGGCUUCGACCAGUUCAGUCAUCAUAAGGCCGUCCUCAAACGAACCUUUUUCGGCGAACAGCUUGGAGCGUAAGUGCAUUUUUGGUACUUGAUUUUUAGUUUUGAAGCGAUUUUUUUGAGAAUUUUUCGAUUUUUUUCGAAAUUUGCGAAAAAAUCGCCUUGCUCCCCCCUUUACCAAUUUUUCGGAUUAAAAAAAUUUUUUUUUUCUUAGAUUUGGAAGAAAAUCGGCAUAGGUUUAGAGGAGAUUUUUAGAAGACGUUGUGGUGAGUUUUAGCUCACCCUUUUGCAUAAAUGGUCGAGAUUUUUAAGUGAAAAGUUGGAAAAAUUCUAAAUUUUUUUUUGAUUUUCUUGUCGAAAAUUUUAGGUCACAGUAAACAAGAGGUAUGUAAUAUUUUUGCAAAAUUUUUAUUUUUUUAAUCCAGAAUUGGGAAGGUUAUAGUCGAAACAUGCCUUUUGUCUGACCGACUCUCCUCAUUUCGCGUGCUCUCUCGUGAAAAAAAGAAUGUUGAAUAUUGUGGUUCAGUUUGCAAAGUGAGCUAAGAUUUCUAGCGAUUCGUUUAUGGCCUGUUUACAGUGACGAUUGAUCCAGUGGCAAAAACCCUAUCAGUAUGCAUCCGAGAAGUAUCAAAAAAUGUGGCAAAAUGCCUCCGUCUCCAAGUGAAAAAAACUUUGUUUUGAAGGGCGCGCAAAAAACCCCGCCACAAAAAUUGCGGGCGCGCUUUUGAAAUCGGUGUUUUUUACACUUGGAGAGGGAGAUAUUUUGCUUCAUUUUUUGAUGCAUGCCCGAUGCAAAAUGGUAAGUUUUUGCCACUGGUUCAGGUCCGCCACUGUAGAAGGCAUAUGAAAAAUUUUCGAAAAAAUGAAGUCGAUUUUUCAUGUUUGGGGACCUUUUAAUCCGGCCUUCUAAUUUAUUCAAUUCCCCCGAACUUCUUUGCCAUCCCGCCACGAAGUCGGGGCACAAAAACUGUCAGUUCGGUUGUUUAUGGCCCCCAAAACAAUCGCCGGCCCUGAUGAUAUCGCAUGUGGCCGAAUGUCUUGUUUUCAGCGCCCGAUACCCGCCGCUCACCGAAAAGAAGCUGAGGGCCCUGAAGAUGGUGGGAAAUAGAUGGAUCCUGCCGCGGAUUAUUCGCCGUCUCCUCGCCCACACCGAUGUCUUCGCGUUGGGCGUGGGUCUGGCCGUCAUUGUCGGCCUCAUCGGACAGUUUAUCUUCAACAAAAAUUAA